This is a messenger RNA of Eublepharis macularius, 1611 nucleotides long. It is a transcript of the gene CRABP2, whose product is annotated as cellular retinoic acid binding protein 2. NCBI's taxonomy places the organism in Eukaryota, Metazoa, Chordata, Lepidosauria, Squamata, Eublepharidae. Gene Ontology annotation, biological process: fatty acid transport. The record is from RefSeq and is a predicted model, not a curated record. Bases 296 to 712 code for a protein of 138 amino acids. Gene Ontology annotation, cellular component: nucleus; cytosol. The transcript is spliced from 4 exons. Gene Ontology annotation, molecular function: fatty acid binding.
GCUCCCCACCGCUGCCCGGCUUGCAGGCCUUCGGCGGCUUCUGGGCCCGAGCAGCGGGCCGGGGCGAGGGCGGGGAGCCUGCGGGCUGCCCCUCCGCGCCGAGAGCGCCGCGGCUGCAGGUGGGCCUGGGGGCGGGCGCAGGGGCGGGCCCGGGGGCGGCGGCGGAGGGGAGGCGCCGCGCCGGCAGCCGGGCGGCCAGAGGGCCGAGAGCGCAGCGCGGCCGCAGCCCGACGGCAGGCAGGCAGGCAGGCGACCGAAGCCCCGCAGCGCCCGCGGCACCUGCCCGCCUCCCGAGAUGCCCAACUUCGCCGGCAACUGGAGGAUGAAGAGCUCGGAGAACUUCGAGGAGCUGCUCAAGGCGCUGGGUGUCAACGUGAUGCUCCGCAAGAUCGCCGUGGCUGCGGCCUCGAAGCCAUCCGUGGAGAUCAAGCAGGACGGAGAACGUUUCUACAUCAAGACGUCCACCACGGUGCGCACCACUGAGAUCACCUUCAAAGUGGGCGAAGAAUUUGAGGAGCAGACGGUGGAUGGGAGACCGUGCAAGAGCUUGGCCAAAUGGGAGAGUGACAAUAAAAUGGUGUGUGAGCAGAGACUGCUGAAAGGAGACGGGCCCAAGACCGGCUGGUCCCGAGAAAUGACCAACGAUGGGGACCUCAUCCUGACCAUGACUGCUGACGACGUCGUCUGCACCAGGAUCUACGUCCGGGAGUGAGGCCUGUUUGUGGGGGGAGGUGGGAAUGGGGGGCCCAGGAGAGACAGAGGAACCUGACAGCUGGGGGGGGGGGCUUUCAAGGGGGCUCCCGUGGUGGCUGAUCCCAGCCUCUCGACCCAGCUGCAGGGACCAGAACAAGGACUCACGUGCUCAGAAGCCCUGAAGUCUCAGCGGCGCAUUGCCUGAAGCUGAGGGACGAAGCGGCCUUUGCCCUGUUGCCACGAGACCCACGAGCCGCAUCCACAAGCUGCAUCGUGUGCCACCAGGGGCCGCCAGGCAGCUGCCCCUCUGCCCCGUGAGCGUCCCUUCAGCCGAGAGGGGCUUCCCUUGUUUGGAAAAGGACCUGUGGAGUCUGGGAUCAGGCUUGGGAGCCUGCGGGGGGGGGGGGGCGGGCAGCCACCAGUUCCGGCCUCCCUUUCUCAGCCUCCCUCAGUGUGGGGGGAGGAGGAGGGGCAAGGGGGCUGCGUGUGGCUUCCUUUUCGUGGCCGGUCCCCUUUGGCCCCCCACCCCGGAACCGCUUGCUUUUGUUUCUUCCAAACGGGUGCCAGUUUCUCUCUCUCUCUCUCUCUCUCUCUCUCUCUCCCCCUCUCUCCCCUCCCCACAACCGGGGCCACAUUCCUGUCGGAAAGGAGAUGCGGCUUAGCUGAGAGCACCCCCUGCCCCGCCCUCCCCCCGCCCCAGCCCCCCAGCCCUGAAGGCCUCUGUGUACCUUUUCUCAGUCUUCUGCCACAGUAGUUACGAUAUGCUUAGAAGUAUUUAUUGCCACUCCUGGAUGAAAAGAUGAAGCCACCGAAGGAGCCUGUAUGGGCAAUGCUGGCCCUUCCGUGAGAACUCCCCCCCCCCGCCCCCCGCACGUGCUUCCUUGCAAAUAAACGUCUCUGUCAAGCUGACUGCCCCGG